AUGCUGGCAGAUGCCUUUGAACCGGGUUGGCGAUCCGCCAAGCCAGUUCUUCACUGCAGUGGGAGGGACUGGUGCCAGUGCAAAGAAUCGCUGACUGUCCGCUGCUGCAAGUCUCCCUGGGUGGUGGAGGUGGACAUCCAAUGUGACGACCACGUCGCUCCGAAACCCGAGUUCCAAGCUCAGCUAGCUGAGCCAACAGGUUUCAGGGGCAGCAAUAGCAGUAGGAUUCGGAGCAGCAGUAGUGCGAAUGCUUACUAG
Molecule: messenger RNA, 258 nt
Organism: Symbiodinium necroappetens
Lineage: Eukaryota; Dinophyceae; Suessiales; Symbiodiniaceae
Source: the annotation of a GenBank genome assembly